GUUUGGACCAAUAAAUAUUGUUGCAAGCCCAACUCGAUUUUUCUGGGAUUUACUUCGCCCUAGAAAGAAACAUGACCUGAUUUCGACAGGAGUAUAUAAGCUCCCUUCGGUAUCCGAAAAAAUUACGUAGUACGUAGUAUAAUUCUUCCACAUUCAGUUCCAGGUAUUUCAUUUUACUCUCCUCCAUGUAUCUGAUUCCAUUAACCUCAAUGAAUAAGGACAUUUAUCAAUUAAAAGAUAUGGCGGGCAGUUUCUGGAUUUUUAUCACUGCGUAAUUAUUAUGGGUACCUUCAGAUUUUCAUAUCAUUAGCUCCACUCCACAGCUCAGUUCUUCAUGUCAUCAGUGCUUAGAUUUCUUCAUUUUGAGUGAUCUGGUUCGAUGUUCGAAUCUGCGUUUGCUAGUUAAUGUGUGUGUAGAACUUUAAAUGUUUGGAGGCAUAAUCUCAGCUUUGAAAAUGACACGCACAUAUUCUCCCUGUUUUUGAUGUUUUUUUAGAAGCUUUUGUUGUUUGUUCUAUUUCAUAAUUUAUAAGAUUAUGCCUUGUUAUUAACCUUAGAUUACAUUUAUUAAAAUUCAACCUUUACUUGAAUAAAUUGCCCCUAACUUGAAUAAGACGCACAUUUGAAUUAAUAUUUGUAAAUGUAGAUAACAAAAUUAAGACGCACAUUUGAUUAAAUAUCUAAAUGGGAAAAUCGCACUUUUAGUCUCUGAAAUAGUCAUGAAAAUGAAAUGUUAGGCCCGUAUUUCUAAUAUUGUAAAUCUCACUCCUCAAUUAUCCAAAAUGUUGUAAAUGUAGUUCUUUAAGGGUUAAAUAUACUCUCGCUCACAUUGUAUAUUUCACCCCUCAAAGGACAACAUUUACAACGGACAAUUGAGGGAUGACAUUUACAAACUUGGGAAUACAGGUCCGACAUUUCAUUUUCGUGACUAUUUCAGGGACUAAAAUGCGAUUUUCCCUAUCUAAAUUCAUUGAAAUAGUUAAAAAUGUAGAUGCAAAAUCUUGACGAAAUGUACAACUUCAUUUAGCAAUUUGUUACCCCUUUAUCCACAUUUCCAUUGUCCUCUCUUACUUUCUUAUUAAGUACGGAGUAACAAAUAAGAAUUAAUGGAUGGAGUACGAUACAACUGUUGAUUUUAAGCAUUUCGUUUUCCCAUGUUAAAGUUGUUUCUUUCAUUGACUGAAUAAAAUGUACUACAUAUUAAAUUCUGAGUACUUAAAUGAUAUUGUAGGGAAUCUUAUAUAAGACAUGGUGAGAGUUAGUGUUUUGAACGAUGCUCUCAAGAGCAUGUACAAUGCUGAGAAGAGAGGGAAGCGUCAGGUCAUGAUUAGACCUUCUUCCAAAGUAAUCAUCAAGUUUCUCCUGGUUAUGCAAAAGCAUGGUUACAUUGGAGAGUUUGAGUACGUUGAUGAUCACAGGUCUGGAAAAAUUGUUGUUGAGCUUAAUGGAAGGCUGAAUAAAUGUGGGGUUAUCAGUCCACGUUUUGAUGUUGGUGUCAAAGAUAUUGAAGGUUGGACUGCCAAAUUGCUUCCUUCUAGACAGUUUGGUUACAUUGUGCUGACAACCUCAGCCGGGAUCAUGGACCACGAGGAAGCCAGAAGAAAGAAUGUUGGUGGCAAAGUACUUGGUUUCUUUUACUAGGAUUCGUGUCUCCAUUAGACAGAACCUCCAGUUCUGGUGUGCGUUUUUUUGUGUUUUCUGGAAAACAUUAUAUUAUCAAUGUGACUAGUCUUUAGUAAAGACCAGAGGAGAUUCGUAUGUCAACCGUACCUACUCUACCGACAUGAGUGGAUCUUGGGUCAAAUGAAUCCAACGGAAUCAAAUAUCCAAAUAUUUGGAUUUGAUUAAUUUACUUGGAAUUUGAAAUGGAAUCAGAUUUGUAAAAGAUGUUUGAUACAUUUUGGAUUUGAUUCAAAUAUUUAUAUUGUAAUAUACUCUGUAUGAAGCAGUUUAACCUUAAUUCAUUAUUUUCCCAAUGAAUGAA
Messenger RNA from Cuscuta epithymum, 1984 nucleotides. NCBI's taxonomy places the organism in Eukaryota, Viridiplantae, Streptophyta, Magnoliopsida, Solanales, Convolvulaceae. The record is from the annotation of a GenBank genome assembly.